This is a messenger RNA of Saccostrea echinata, 788 nucleotides long. Its product is annotated as NAD-dependent protein deacetylase sirtuin-2-like. The coding region runs from base 16 to 747 and encodes 243 amino acids. The transcript is spliced from 11 exons. Lineage: Eukaryota; Metazoa; Mollusca; Bivalvia; Ostreida; Ostreidae. Gene Ontology annotation, molecular function: NAD+ binding. The record is from RefSeq and is a predicted model, not a curated record.
AGUAAUAUCGUAACAAUGGCAGGGGCUGGAAUCUCGACAUCGGCUGGUAUACCAGACUUCCGAUCCCCAGAAACUGGACUCUACCAUAACUUAGAGAAAUACAACCUGCCGUGUCCCCAGGCUAUAUUUUAUCUGGAGUACUUCAAGGAAAAUCCUGAACCCUUCUGUAUGCUGGCAAGGGAACUUUGGCCGGGAAAGUUUAAGCCAACACCAUGUCAUUAUUUCAUUAAACUUCUGAAUGAACAUGGACUGUUGAAACGCCACUACACACAGAACAUUGAUACUCUGGAGAGUGUGGCUUCAAUUGACGCUGAUAAAGUUGUGGAAGCUCACGGUUCAUUUCGCUUGGGUCACUGUCUGGAGUGUAAUGCUGAGUACACACAAGAUUGGAUGAAAGGGAAAAUUUUAAGUAAAGAGCUUGAAAUUCCGAAAUGUGAGAAGGAAGGUUGUGAUGGAAUCGUCAAACCUGAUGUCGUUUUCUUUGGGGAGACGCUGCCAGAGAGGUUUGCCAAAUGUGUGAAAGAGGAUUUUAAGAAAUGUGACUUACUGAUAAUCAUGGGUACCUCUCUAGUUGUACAACCUUUUGCCUCACUUACAAGCAGGGUUUGGGAGGAAACACCAAGGUUGUAUAUUAAUUUAGAAAAGACAGGAACUAAACCGACUAAUGGAUUUGCUAUGUUAAUGUUUGGAGGGGGUUUUAAAUUUGAUGCUGAAGAUAACUAUAGGAUGAGCUUCGGGAAAAAGUGAAGCAGGAACACAAAAGGAUUGACAAUGAAAAUGCAAGAGAG